This is a messenger RNA of Epinephelus lanceolatus (giant grouper), 1969 nucleotides long. RefSeq names its product sirtuin 3 (gene sirt3). Gene Ontology annotation, cellular component: nucleus. The record is from RefSeq and is a predicted model, not a curated record. NCBI's taxonomy places the organism in Eukaryota, Metazoa, Chordata, Actinopteri, Perciformes, Serranidae. Gene Ontology annotation, molecular function: NAD+ binding; histone deacetylase activity, NAD-dependent.
CAAAGCUCGCCAGUGUUGGCUAGGAUUUGCUUUUUACGGCAAAGUUGAUUUCAUGACCGCGAAAUACAUUAUGUUUAUUGCUUUAUAACAUGGUUUGUCAUCAAUAAACGACGAUUAAGUAGCACGAUAGGCGACCAAGCUCGGUGGCUAAUAACUGAGCUAAAGAACGGAGCUCAAGUUAGCUAGGCUAUAUCUCUUCAAAAUCGCCUUUGUUUUUAUAAUGUAGUAGCCAGGCUAUACUGUACAUUACGGUACUCCUGUCUGCGUCACAAGGGGGUCAAAGGUCGACUACAAACAUUUCAGCAGGCAGACAGUCAUUAGCUACAUGUUUGAUCUGAUUUUAGGUGUAGAAAAUGUGCUAACAGCUCGUGUCCGCGUUCAGAAUCAUCUUCAGUCAGUUACAGUCAUGUGUUAACAGUUUAGCUCACAGUAACAGCGGUGUCAUGGCUUCUUUAGUGAGCUCCUCAUUAAUGUCACCUGUCCGACUUUGUUGUUUGUACCUGUGCUCGAGAGCAAGCAGGAGGACGCUCUCUGCUAACGGUUUGGGUCAAAGGAGUUUGUGUCCAGGUGAAGGUGCAGCAGCUCUGUGCAGACAGACAAACUCUCCGUGGUGGAAUGGGAGUCGAGGGUUUUUCUCCCGUGGUGGCGGUGCAGGCGAGGAGCAGCAGACCCUGGAGGACAUCGCCAAGAACAUCAGAGAGCGGCAGUUCAAGAGGGUGGUGGUGAUGGCCGGAGCUGGGAUCAGCACGCCGAGUGGCAUCCCAGAUUUCAGGUCUCCAGGCAGCGGUCUCUAUGACAACCUGCAGCAGUAUGACCUGCCGUACGCCGAGGCCAUAUUCGAGCUCAACUUUUUUCACCACAACCCAAAUCCCUUCUUCGCCCUGGCCAAAGAGCUGUACCCAGGGAACUAUCAGCCCAACCUGACACAUUACUUUGUGCGACUGCUUCAUAAGAAGGGUCAGCUCCUCAGGAUGUACACGCAGAACAUCGACGGCCUGGAGAGAUUGGCAGGGAUUCCUCCUGACAUGUUGGUGGAGGCUCACGGUACUUUCGCCACCGCCACCUGCACCGCGUGCCUGAGGAAAUACGAGGCAGAGGACCUACGACCAGAUAUAUUGAGAGGGACGGUCCCAAAGUGUCCCACCUGUAAAGGCGUUAUAAAGCCCGACAUUGUGUUUUUCGGGGAGGAGCUUCCACAUCACUUCUUCAAGUACCUCACAGACUUCCCGCUGGCUGACCUGCUGAUCAUAAUGGGAACUUCACUGGAGGUGGAGCCCUUUGCCAGUCUGGCAGGAGCCGUGCGCGGCUCUGUACCCCGUCUCCUCAUCAACAGGGAUCUGGUGGGCCCGUUUGCCUGGUGCCGCCGGCCUCAGGACGUCGUUCAGCUGGGUGAUGUGGUCGGCGGUGUGCAGGCCCUCGUGGAUGCGCUAGGCUGGACUCAGGAGCUGGACGUUCUGAUGGCGGCUGCAGCUGAGAAAGCUGCAACAAAGACAGAAGAGUGAGCAGGUCGCCGCAUCAAGCUGGAGGUUUGACUUCAUUCACUGCACUCACAAUACAGAAAACACUGCAAGACUAAAUCCAGACUGUUUUCACUGGGUUCACGUGGUGACACUUGGAUCUUUGGUUGCAUUAAAGGAAACUCACAGAUAAGAACUGCUGCAAUGGAAACACUGAAAUGUUUCUCAGUCAAAUAUCAGUAAACACAGGUAAGUGACGCGCAGGGACACGUGGCAGAGAAAUCAGGUGCAAAUGUUUAUGUACAACAGAAUAUAAUGUGCAGCUGAUUGACCGUGUUGACUCAAUAAGAAAGAUGUGCAAUAUUAUAUUUUAUUUAUAAGCUUCUAAUUUUAAUGAAAUGUGUCUAAAGGACAACCUCUAUGAAGGCCUUUGUUUGUAUGAGGACAUUUAAUCCCUCUGAAAUCACUGACAUCACUGGUUUAGUGGAAUUAAAGGUCAAAACUUUACAAAA